Molecule: messenger RNA, 1847 nt
Organism: Saccostrea echinata
Lineage: Eukaryota; Metazoa; Mollusca; Bivalvia; Ostreida; Ostreidae
Exons: 1
Coding region: 26-1687 (553 amino acids)
Molecular function (GO): protein binding; zinc ion binding
Source: RefSeq, a predicted model, not a curated record
GUCAAUUUGCAGAAUUUCCAAAGUAAUGGAUCCCCAGAAAAAAGCCCAGGAUGUUGUCCGAUGUGACCUUUGUAAGACUGCUGUGGUACAGAUGCAUUGUGAUUUCUGCGAUGUUAACUUAUGUAUAACUUGUAUAGGUAAACACGUUUCUGACGACUAUGACAAACAUAAAGUGGUUCCUUUCCAACAACGAAAAACAACCUUGAUCUAUCCAAUGUGUACAAUUCAUCCAACCAAAAGUUGUGAGUUACAGUGCAAGGAAUGCAACAUUCCUGUUUGUACAAUUUGCGCAGCUACCAUUCAACACAAAAAGCAUGAUCUCUUACUCCUUACAGAAAUCUAUGAUGCAAUGAAAAAAUCCAUUAGAAACGAAACGACAGAAAUUGAAAAUAAUCUUUUACCAACAUAUGAAUCAUUAGCAAUUGACAUAGAAACUCAGAUGUCCAGUUUAGAUAGUGAUUACGGGAAUCUUGCAGAUUUAGUGACGAAACAUGGAGAAGACUGGCACAAAGAAAUUGACAGAAUCACAGAGGAAAUGAAAAAUGAAAUUAAUGAGAUGAAAGGCAAACACAAAAGCAUUCUGAAACAACACCUGGACGAAAUCAAGCAAGUACAGUCUCUUAUGGAUCAAACGCUGCCUACUCUUAAGAAAAUUGAAGAGUCAAAUAAAGUGAUUCUGGCUUUAGAAUACACCUCCAAAAUCAAAGAAUUCAGCAAACUUCCUCCCAAAGUUCAAGUAUCACUACCAACAUUUACUACAGGAAAUAUAAACAGAGAACUCCUUGACAAAUUAUUUGGAUCUUUAGCACCCAUAUCCAUCAAGAGAGAAGAAGAUGGCUACAGGCUGAAGAAAAUGAAGGCCACAGCUAAAGAACUAUUGGAAGUACAUGAGCUCAUUGCGUCUAUUAAUACGGGGUUUAAGUAUAUCAGAGGGGUUACCUGUCUAAGUGAAGAAGAAAUCUGGAUAUGUGGCAACAGCAGUGGUUUAAAAUGCUUUAACAUUGAAGGUUCGGUUAAAAAGACUGUCAAAACAAAAUCAGGGGAUUAUCCAUAUGAUAUAACAUUGACAGAUGAUGGGGACCUAGUGUACACAGACGGGACAACAAGGACUGUGAAUAAAGUAAGGAAUGGACAGAUAGAGGAGGUGAUCAGACUACAAAACUGGAUACCUAAACAACUCUGCGUCACCUCCUCUGGUGAUCUCCUGAUUACCAUGUACAGUGAUGAUAAAACACAAUCCAAAGUUGUCCGUUACUCAGGCUCCACAGAGAAAGAAACAAUCCAGUUUGAUAAUGAGGGUAAACCUCUGUAUUCAGGAAACAGCAACACUAAAUACAUCAGUGAAAACAGAAACCUGGAUAUCUGCGUGGCUGACUAUAAAGCUAGUGCUGUAGUGGUGGUCAAUCAGACUGGUAAACUCAGGUUCAAAUACACUGGUCAUAGCUCUACUACUGAGAAAGAACCGUUUAUGCCAUGGGGAAUCACAGCAGAUAGUCAGUGUCAUAUCCUGAUAUCAGACAAGCCUAACCACUGUAUUCACAUCCUAGAAGAGCAUGGACAGUUCCUCCAGUAUAUAGAUAACUGUAAUUUAAAAGCCCCUACAUGUUUGUUUGUGGACAAAAGCGAUAAUCUCUUUGUUGCUAAGCAUUCUAGUGGGAAUGUCAAGAAGAUUAAAUAUAUCAAUUAAGUAGUCACAUGCUCUAUCGUGGACUAAGUACAGUAGUACUGUAUGUAUGUACGUGCAGGGUUCUUAUUCUGUGCUUGCUACUUUCUACCAUUUUUAACCUUUUCAAAAUCUAUUUAGGCAUUGAAAAAUGUUUUUAUGUUUUUCUAGUAAUGUAUACCAU